CGCCGAAAGUUAAGUUCUUAAAACCAUGCGUCUGUGAUCCACGGAAGUACAAUUAUUACUGGUCGAUUAUCUUCAGUCACUUCGCUUACGAUUAAAGUCCUUUCUCCAAAAUGUUGCUGAAAGAAAUAUCAACCAAAGAUUUCUGGAUCUGCGUGUUGGCUGAAUUCCUUGCGACGUUCUUCUUCGUUUUCUUGACGACUGGUUCAGCGAUUACCUGGGAUCCCAACCAUCCACCAACCAUUGAACAUAUCUCACUAUCAUUUGGUCUCAGCAUCUCUACCCUAGCCAUGUCGAUACUCCACAUUAGUGGGGGUCUCAUCAACCCUGCUGUAAGCGUAGCACAGACUGUGACCGGAAAGAUCUCUCCAAUGCGAGGUGCUUUUUACAUGAUCGCCCAAGUCAUAGGAGGUAUAGGAGGAUCAGCUAUGCUCUAUGUUCUUACUCCGUCAAGUAAGCAUGGAACUUUGGGAGCUACAGUCCCAUCAGUUGGUGUCUCUACAGGUCAGGCUUUUGGCAUCGAAUUCAUGUUGACCUUCUUGUUGGUGUUGACGGUGUUUGCCUGUACUGAUCCCAAACGUCAACAUUAUGGCUACGAGAUUCCUCUGGCCAUUGGAUUUUGUGUGACUGUUUGUCAUUUGAUUGGGAUUCGUUUUACUGGUUGUGGAAUCAAUCCGGCACGAUCCAUGGGUCCAGCGGUCAUCAUGAAUAUCUGGACUAAGCACUGGGUGUACUGGAUUGGACCGUUAGGAGGAGGGAUAAUAGCAGGCGUACUUUAUCAGUUGGUAUUCCGUGCACGAGAAGAUCAUGCAUCCAUCACCGAACCUGGUGGCAUUGUCUUAAACAGCUUGAUGUCACAUUAACACUCUGUCUAAUACAACCUGGUUUACAGUGGCACGAGUUUGUAAUAUGUAUUUGUCUUAGGCCAGUACGUGUCCUUUACUGAACGCGGUUUUAUAAUGGUAAUUGGACUGAGUGGAGAGCAGUUUGGUCUGAAAUCAAACGAGUGAUUACAAAAUUACACGGCACAACCGCGUAGCGGGAGUGCACAAUUCGUUAAUAACAAGUUUGAUUUUUAUACCAAAAUUGCACUAUUACCUUUUAAUUAUAUCCAUUUUGAAAACUCCUACAAUAGUAAAACAUUUAAAAUUAAAUUUUACUAAAUUAAAAAAAAACUGUCUUUCACCUACAAAAUUGCCUUACAAGUUUUUGAAUAGUGUGAAACAUUUUUGACAACUGACAUUUCACGUUUGCCGUAAAUAAAAUGCUUGAAUUCUCAAUUGA
Messenger RNA from Actinia tenebrosa (Australian red waratah sea anemone), 1281 nucleotides. Its product is annotated as aquaporin AQPAe.a. NCBI's taxonomy places the organism in Eukaryota, Metazoa, Cnidaria, Anthozoa, Actiniaria, Actiniidae. The record is from RefSeq and is a predicted model, not a curated record. Gene Ontology annotation, cellular component: plasma membrane. Gene Ontology annotation, molecular function: water channel activity. Gene Ontology annotation, biological process: water transport; transmembrane transport.